AUUAACAAAUCCAACGCAAUUUUAACAAAAAAUAAAAAGAAAACUUAGAUUAAACCCAAAAAAUAAAUAAAAUAUCCAUUUCGAAAGACGAAAAGGCGCAGCAGAGAGAAACUUGAGGAAAAUUGGAAAUCGAGAAGCAGAGCGCAGAGAAGAAAAAUCUCUUGGCAAAAAGUUGUUUAUUGUUGUAGGCUUAGCGAGCAGCAAACGUUAGCGGUGUUCAUUUUUAAGGCUUUUAGAGAUAGAAAACACAAAAAAUAGAAGAAAACUUUUAUCCACACACACACACACACAUACAGACAGACAAACAUAAGCAACCAUGAAGAAGAGCUCCACAUUGACGACCACCACAUCGAUGCUAACGUCUCCGACGCAGUCGGCACAAACGCUCUCGGCCAGCAAAAUGAGCCUGAGCAGCAGCCGUUCGGGCCGAUCCUCGUGUCAAUCACAUGGACCCGUUAGACCAGGCAGCGGAUGCGUCGAUGCGAUUAAGGCCAAGCGAGAGGAGAUCGAAAUCGAUACCAUACUCGAGAAGGCGAAGUUCUACACCUCCGUGUGCCUUGGUACGACUGCCAUUUUGUCGGUGUUCACAUUUCUCUUCCUGAUACCCUUUGUUGUGGAUCCCGCAAUUUCAACAAUCAUUGCCGACUACGAUCCGGUGCCGGUGACCUGCGUUGUCAUCGAUCACAUCUACGCGGAGGGCAUCAAGAAUUGCAGCUGGAGUUCGUGUCGCGAGGGCUGCACCUCAUCACUCACCAAGUGCCAUCAGUUGUAUGUCAACUAUACGCGAAUACCCUUUAGCGAAUGGGAGCGCAAUCCUCGAGACUUGGAGCGCGUCAAUUGGGACGUUAGCUACACAAAGUUUUUAAUCAACUCCGAGGGUUGCGGCUAUCCACCGACAACCAAUUGUAGCGUUUUCGCCAGACAAUAUGGCUUCAAUCACAUUGGCGAGCCUUUUCCCUGCUACUAUAGUCGCGCCUAUCCGGAAGUGGUCAUCGGGCGUUACUCAUGGGAGAAUAACCUGUACCAUCUGGUGCUCUCGCUGAUUAUACCAAAUGUUCUAUUUGCCAUUUCAAUUGGUGUCUUGAGCUAUUGGUAUUGCCCCUGCUGUGAGAAGGCGUGCAAUAAGUCCUCGCGUGUUUACGCCGAAAAGUUUCCAACCAAGGAAGACAAACUUCUGUGUCACAGUGAUGAAGAUGAUGAAAUGGAAUACUAGCAAAAAUAAUACAAAUUAGUUAAACAAAACCAACAAAAGAAACUCCUUAAACAAAUAGCUAAUUAACUAUGUAGUCUAUACCAAUACACACACACGGACAAAUACAGACAUACAAAUAGCUUAUAUACAUAUACUAUAAUAAAAAGAGAAAAACCAUCUGCCAUUAUUAUAUAGGACACCUUUACUUAUAGCGGAGCAUUAACAAACCCAAAAAAAAAUUUUCUAACUAAUUUUGUUAAAAACUUUUCAAUUUGUAGAACUUGAUAUGCUUUAUAUAUAUAUACUAUAUAAGAAAUCUUUGACUAGUAUUUGAGUUUUAAGAAAUUUUCGCUUAUUUUUUGUAACGCUUCUCGAUGCUCCCCCAUUUCCAUAAUAUAUACAUAUAUAUAUAGAUCCAUUAGAUAAAACUCAAAUUUCUACACAAAAAUAAAUAAGAUGCUUGUUUUCAAAAAAGAAUUGUGAUAGUAGUCAUAAAAAAUAACAAAAAUAAAAAAAGAAAAAGAAAAAUUAAGUAAAAGAAAUUCGUAAAACCGUAAAAAUCAAAUGAUUGUAAACCUAGCUAAAACAAACUGGGAUUAGAGUUCUAUAUGUUAGAGCUACAUAAAUUCAGACACACACCACAGAAAUCGGAACCAAAUAUAUAUGACAUAUAUAUAUAUAUGUAUAUGUAUAUUCCACAAUCAUUCAAAUUCACAAUUUGCGAAAUUUUGAAAUAGUUUUAAAAAACUUAUGUAAAAAACAAAAAACAAA
Drosophila mojavensis is the source of this 1963-nucleotide messenger RNA. RefSeq names its product protein tipE (gene Teh2). Lineage: Eukaryota; Metazoa; Arthropoda; Insecta; Diptera; Drosophilidae. The record is from RefSeq and is a predicted model, not a curated record. The coding region runs from base 317 to 1213 and encodes 298 amino acids. Gene Ontology annotation, biological process: regulation of sodium ion transport. Gene Ontology annotation, molecular function: sodium channel regulator activity. The transcript has 5 exons.